AUGGAUGCUUCUCCAUCUUCUGGCGAGCCCAAAACACCUUCUCCCUUCCCCAGAGACCCAGAACCUGAUGUCGACCUCGGUCAGGGGGACAAAGACGCUGUCCACAAUGGCAGCGGCGCCUUGUCCCGUCCAGAGGCAGCAACAAACACCACGCCGGCAGAUAUCCGGCCCCUCGACGUGGUCACUCAGACUCGACAAAAGACUAUGCCUCAGCUUGCUGCUCUCGACCCUGGAGACCACCAUUGCUUCCUGAUCAUCUUUGCAAAACUAAGUGACAUUCUCGGCUGCAAGUUGAUGCUUGUCUCUGGCAUCACUCUUUUCACCAUUUUUUCCAUUGCCUGCGGUGCUUCCGAGUCAAUGCUGCCAUUAAAUGGUUUUCUCACGGGCUUCCCUUUCAUGGCCGCAAUAAUCAACAUCCCGCAGCGGCUGCAGACGGUCAACUCGACAACCGCCAUCGGCGCUGGACUCCGCAUGCUACCUCUGCUACUUCUGUCCCCUGUGGCAAGCGCUCUCUCUGGCGUGUUGAUUACGAAGCUCAAAGUCCCCCCGCUUUACGUCCUCACCCUGGGCGGAGUGCUUCAGGUGAUUGGCGUCGGUUUGUUCAGCUCACUUGAUUCGACCACUCUGAAGGUCCCAGAUGCACAGUACGGCUAUCAGCUGUGCUCCAAGUCCGGAUACCUGGCUGACUCAAGUGCGACUCAAACAGCCGUGACAAUGGGCGCCGUGACACAAACCCGUGUCCUAGGCGGCACUAUUGGCCUUGCCGUCUGCUCUGCAUUGCUGAUUGACCACAUCAGGGCUCAAGCCUCGGCCAUCUUGACGCCGGCGGAACUGGCCAGCAUAUUGUCAUCGUCAGGCAACAUCGCCUUGCUGCCCCCGGACAAGCAGUAUGAGACGAGGGUCAUUUUCGCCGAGGCCUAUUCGCGGCAAAUGAGGGUCAUGUUGUACUUUUCCUUGGCUGCCCUCUUUUCGAUUCUACUUCUGUUUGAAAAGAAGCCGAGGCGAGCAGUGACUACAACAACAGAGGAAGAUACGACACGACCGUCUUCAUAA
This is a messenger RNA of Verticillium dahliae VdLs.17, 1053 nucleotides long. RefSeq lists its product as uncharacterized. The transcript is spliced from 5 exons. Gene Ontology annotation, biological process: transmembrane transport. The record is from RefSeq and is a predicted model, not a curated record. NCBI's taxonomy places the organism in Eukaryota, Fungi, Ascomycota, Sordariomycetes, Glomerellales, Plectosphaerellaceae. Bases 1 to 1053 code for a protein of 350 amino acids. Gene Ontology annotation, molecular function: transmembrane transporter activity.